AUGGACAACCUGAGCUUGGGUUCUGGUGAUAUGAAAGAGCAGAGGUGUAAACUGAAGAGCCAGGAGCACACAGAACAGCUGAUUAUGAACAUUGACUGCAUGCGUAUGGAUGCAAGUUAUUGUGACAUUGUUAUAAUCAUCGAUGAUCACAAGUUUCCAUGUCACAAGGUUAUACUUGCAGCUGGCUCCCCCUAUUUCAAAUCCAUGUUUGCAUCUGGCAUGGAAGAAAGUCGAAAGAAAGAAAUUGAGAUUAAACUGAUAGAUCCUGUUGUGUUUGGCCAGGUUCUUCAGUUUAUUUACACCGGAAAUGUGGACAUAUCUUCACCAAUUGUCCAGGAACUUUUCAUUCAGGCACAGUUGUUCCAGAUUGGGCAACUUGUAGAGCUGUGCGUCAAAUACCUGGAGAAGACAAUGAAUGAACCAAACUGCCUGGCAGCCAUGACACUUGCUGAAGCUCAUGGACAUGUUCCUAUGUAUGAAUUUGCCUUACGUUACGUCUGCUGCCAUUUUGAUACAGUAAAGAAUGACGAGGACUUUCUCAAACUGUCGCCGGAAUGCAUCAUUGACCUGUUCAAGGACAGACAUUUGAACUGCAACUCAGAAGAAGAAGUUUAUGAAGCUGCUGUCCACUGGCUUGACAGCGAUUUCGACCGCAGAAAGGCAUAUUCUUACAGUGUCCUUUCCUGCAUCAAAUUUCCGCACAUAAGCCAGAGCUACUUGAUUGAUGUGGUUAUCAAAAGUGGGCACCUGGCCGAUGACCCACAUGGUAGAGAGUUGUUAGACGAAGCUGUGCUUUAUCACACGGUGCCUUCUCGACGUCACAUGCUGCCAUCUUACCAGGUCACACCACGUUACACUUUUCCAUACUACGAGUGUGCAAUCCUGUUAGGAGGUCGACUGGUGGAUGGGUUGAGCAACGAUGUGGAAUGUUACCGUGCAGAUCUGAGAGAAUUUUCACAGCUGCGACCCCUGCCAUUCAAGAAAAGAAAUGAAUUUGCUGCUUGUGCUGUGGGUGAUGAGAUUUUCGUUUCCGGCGGGCUCCGGAGCUCUGAAUUCUGGAAAUACGACUCGACAUUCGAUACAUGGUUAAGAGGUGCCAACAUGAUAGUGGCGAGGCGCAGGCACGCAAUGGCUGCUGUUGACCACACAAUUUAUGCUUUGGGUGGUUUCGACGAAGAAUUUGUGCUGGAUUCAGUUGAAAAGUGGGAUAAAAAAACUAACAAGUGGGAGGAAGUUGGACGACUUUUGACAGCGGUGGAAAAUAUGGGUUAUGUGGCUUACGGAAAAUACAUCUACUUAUUUGGCGGUAAAAAUAUUGAAGAGGUUGUUACUGAUACAGUUCAGUGUUUCGACACCAGCACGUCAGCUUGCACCAUCCUUCAGAAAUCAUUGCCAGCUCAUGACAUGUGCUUGAGUGCUUGCGUUCUGGACCGGGCGAUUUAUGUCCUUGGCCUUGAGGGGUUUUUCCGCUACCUGCCUGUCCAGGAUGAGUGGGAGUUUCUCAAAGACAUGCACCUUCCCAGGGACUUUGUCAGUUUGGCAGUUCUGGACCAGAAGAUUUACGCUUUUGGAGGACGUCGCCGGGGGGCAAAGGACAAUCUUUAUUCAGACUCAAUUGAAGUGUACGACCCAAAACAUAACACUUGGGAAUGUGCUGGUACAACUCCUGUACGCAUGUACUCGUACGGAUGUGUUCGAAUAUUGCUUAGCCAACAAAGGAGUGGCAGUUUGCACAGCCUCUGA
This is a messenger RNA of Candidula unifasciata, 1743 nucleotides long. The record is from the annotation of a GenBank genome assembly. Lineage: Eukaryota; Metazoa; Mollusca; Gastropoda; Stylommatophora; Geomitridae.